This is a messenger RNA of Aphanomyces invadans, 1330 nucleotides long. RefSeq lists its product as hypothetical. Gene Ontology annotation, molecular function: thiamine transmembrane transporter activity. Gene Ontology annotation, biological process: thiamine pyrophosphate transmembrane transport. The transcript has a single exon. Gene Ontology annotation, cellular component: mitochondrial inner membrane. The record is from RefSeq and is a predicted model, not a curated record. The coding region runs from base 375 to 1304 and encodes 309 amino acids. NCBI's taxonomy places the organism in Eukaryota, Oomycota, Saprolegniomycetes, Saprolegniales, Verrucalvaceae.
CAGCGAGGUGACGCCAGACAGUCUGAGACGAUGGGGCUGAUGGACGUGGCCUCGCGUGAGGUUUGUGGAUGUCUUAAGCGAAGCGAGUAGACCUUUGGGUUGUGUGGGUCGACCACCCUUCGCAUUGUGGUGCGAGUUGUCCGGAUAAUUGCCAAGACGGUUAUUGUGGGUGGUUGGUCGCGUUCAUCUUUCGAAACUCUCAGUCGGAAGGCUCGUGGCUCAAGGUGCAUGCGCGACGAGGACAUUUGGCUGAAUCUUACAGUGGCUCUGGUGUGCUUCCUCGUCAUCCUCGCUCCUUCCUUCUUGUUCUCGGUCCCCAAAGAAAAGCUCACACAACCCGACGCGAAGCACCACAAGAAGAACGAAUAGCGUCGAUGUCGUCCCCAACUGCGUGGGAAGGUGUGGUGGCCGGCUCUGUGGCAGGAGGAUUGACGCGGGUGAUAGCAGCCCCGCUCGAUUUGCUCAAGAUUCGGUUCCAAGUCCAGGUUGGCGUCAAGUCGACCAAGUUCCCCCGGCACUACAUGAGUUUGGUGCAUGCCUUGUCUACAAUUUACAGAGAAGAAGGCCUGCGAACGUUUUGGCGUGGCAACGUUGCUGCAACACUUCUUUGGGUGUCGUACUCUGGAGUUCAAUUUGGGACGUAUCAAGCACUGCGCAAUGUAUUGGUUGACGUCGACGGCGAUGGUCAUGAUGGGAACCACUGGGCUUUGAACAGCCUUAUCGGUGCAACCUCCGGAGUGGUUGCCACUGUAUCCACCUAUCCAUUCGACCGGUGUCGAACCGUCAUCUCCAGCCAAGGGGUGCCAAAGGUAUACCACAACAUGCGGCACUUCUUCGCUGCCUCCAUUCAACGGGAAGGAAUCAAGGGCGGGUUAUUCAAAGGCUUGGGCCCGACUGUGUCCCAGAUCAUUCCGUACAUGGGAUUGAGCUUUGGUAUAUACACCACACUCAAUGAAGUUACUUCUAGCUCAACGCAGUCCCGGUUUCGAUGGAUGUUGCAGACCGUCGGGAACGGUGCCAUCGCCGGCUUUGUCUCGAAACUCCUCGUGUACCCGCUCGACACGAUCAAGAAGCGCAUGCAAAUGCAAGGCGUCCCGCGGCAUAUUGACUAUGGCUACAUAAUUCCGUCCUAUUCUUCUUCGCUACAAUGCGGUCGUGACAUCUUCCGCCAUGAAGGCCUCCAAGGAUUGUACAAAGGCACGAUUCCAAGCUUGAUCAAGUCGAUGCUUACCCACAGCUGCACGUUUACCAUCUACGAAUUCACAGCACAUAGUCUCCAUUGCCUGAAUGUUCUAAGCCAGUAAUCCAUCGGGUCAGUAUUCCGUUGCAA